AUGCUUAAAUACAGGUGCAUUACUACAUAUAUCACGCUGUUAUGGUUGUUAGCUACUGUAGCCUACUGCUUUACAAAAGAUGAAGUUGAAAUCUUCCAAUUACAGCAAGAAUUGGAGAGAAAGUAUGGAAAGGAUAUGGAUUUCUAUCGUUUUCUCAAGCUUCCAAAACAGAAACAAUCAACCUCAAUCGAGAUCUCGAAAAACUUGAAGAAACUAGCAAAGAAGUACCAUCCUGAUAAGAAUCCAAAAUACAGGAAACUUUAUGAAAGAAUUAGCUUGGUUACUAGAAUAUUGGCAGAUGAUGGCCUUCGCAAGACUUAUGACUAUUAUUUAAAAAAUGGAUUUCCCAAGUAUGAUUACAAAAAAGGUGGAUUUUUCUUUAACCGAGUAAAACCUUCUACUUGGUUUACACUUGCGUUCUUGUAUGUCCUGUGUGGUGUUAUACACUUCGUGUUACUCAGAUUACAUAACAAUGCUAAUAAGCAGAGAAUUCAGAGUUUCAUUGCUAGAGUUAAGGAGCAAGACAACACUAAUGGGCUAGGCGAAUGUAAAUUAAUGUUUAAAGAAUCAGAAGAGUCUGAAGGGAAACAGUUAUUAGUAAAAUUUGGGGAAGUAUUUGUCGUUCAGUCUGAUGACACUAUAGCAAAGGUUUCCACAGAUCAGGUUACCGAUCCUGGUAUCAGCGAUACGUUAUUGGUGAAACUUCCUCAAUGGCUAUGGAAUAAGAGUAUUGGUAAGAUAUUGCCAAAUAAAGACACAGGUAAAGCGUCAAAAGAAGGCAAAUCCAAAGUCAAAAAUAAGAAAGCUGGCAAAAGAUUAUGA
Kluyveromyces marxianus DMKU3-1042 is the source of this 822-nucleotide messenger RNA. RefSeq names its product Erj5p (gene ERJ5). Bases 1 to 822 code for a protein of 273 amino acids. The transcript has a single exon. Gene Ontology annotation, cellular component: endomembrane system. Lineage: Eukaryota; Fungi; Ascomycota; Saccharomycetes; Saccharomycetales; Saccharomycetaceae. The record is from RefSeq and is a predicted model, not a curated record.